Messenger RNA from Dovyalis caffra, 5433 nucleotides. The record is from the annotation of a GenBank genome assembly. Lineage: Eukaryota; Viridiplantae; Streptophyta; Magnoliopsida; Malpighiales; Salicaceae.
AUGCAUCUCUACAAUGCGUGGCUGCCGCCACCUGUAGCGGAGGAGGCCAAGAAGGAGAGAGACUCCUUCCGUGGCGUACUCAAUUCCGUCAAGGACUCUUACAAACCUGACGAUCCUGAUUCCGUUUACUCCACUCUCAAAUGGAUUUCGGUCCUCGAGCUUUUUAUUAAGGCCAAGAGCGAAUUGAAUUUGGAAGAUGUAGCUGAACUCGUUCAAAUUGGAAUUCAGUUGUUCAAUAUUUCGCAGAAUAAGCUUUAUGCUCAGAUGAGAUGGGGAAAUUUGUUAGUGAGAGUGUUAAAUAGGUAUAGAAAGAAGUUGGUUUUCAAAGUACAAUGGAGGCCUUUGUAUGAUACACUUAUUCAUACUCAUUUUACAAGGAAUACUGGUCCAGAAGGGUGGAGAUUGAGACAGAGGCAUUUUCAGGCUAUUACUUCACUUGUUAGGUCCUGCCGGAGAUUCUUUCUGGCUGGUUCGGCUUUGGAGAUUUGGAAUGAGUUUAGUGCUCUAUUGGAAAAUCCAUGGCAUAAUUCAGCCUUUGAAGGAUCUGGGUUUUUGAGACUGUUUCUACCGACAAACUUGGAGAACCAGGACUUCUAUACAGAUGCUUGGGUUAAAAAUAGUUUGGACUUGUGGGACUCGAUACCAAAUUCCCAAUUCUGGAACAACCAGUGGGCAGCUGUAAUAGCACGUGUUAUAAAAAACAACAACUUUAUCGACUGGGAAUGCUUCUUACCAAUGCUUUUCAGUAGAUACUUGAACAUGUUUGAGGUUCCUGUGGCAAAUGGAAGUGCUUCAUCUCCAUUUUCAGUUGACGUUCCAAGAUAUACAAGAUUCUUAUUCGCCAAUAAAACAUCCACCCCAGCAAAGGCCAUUGCAAAAUCAAUUGUCUAUCUACUUAAACCCGGAAGUGCAGCUCAAGAGCAUUUCCAGAAAUUGGUCAACCUCUUAGAACAAUAUUACCAUCCCUCUAAUGGUGGUCGCUGGACUUAUUCGUUGGAGCGGUUUUUGCUGCAUUUGGUAAUUGCGUUCCAGAAGCGCUUACAGCAUGAGCAGCAGGGCACUUAUAGCAAUGGACAGGCUGAUAUGUUUCUUGGAAGAUCAGAAAGGACUUAUUUUGUCAAUGUUUUGCUGAAGUUAAUUGAUCGCGGGCAAUAUAGCAAAGAUGAACAUCUAUCUGAGACAGUUGCUGCUGCAACUUCCAUUUUGUCAUAUGUGGAGCCCACUCUGGUUCUUCCAUUUUUAGCAUCUCGAUUCCAUAUGGCCUUGGAGACGAUGACUGCCACCCACCAGUUGAAAACUGCAGUGAUGUCAGUAGCAUUUGCAGGACGUUCUCUGUGUCUUACAUCCCUCUCAAGUACAGGGAAACAGGAGGAUUGUGGUGGGGUUGAUGAUGCAUAUGUUGAUCUUCUAACGAUCUCACUAUCCAAUGCUUUACUUGGUAUGGAUGCUAAUGAUCCUCCCAAAACAUUGGCAACCAUGCAGUUACUUGGGUCCAUAUUUUCCAAUAUUGCUACUUUGGAUGAUGAAACUGAUCAGUUCAUGCCAAUGAUCCAGUUUUCUGAAUGGUUGGAUGAAUUCUUAUGUCGCUUAUUUUCAUUACUUCAACAUUUGGAACCUAGCAGUGUUCUGAAUGAAGGCAUACAUUCAUCGGCAACAUUGGGAACCUUUCUUGUAGAUGAUGGUCCUUUCUACUACUGUAUGCUUGAAAUCUUGCUUGGAAGGCUAUCAAAAUCGCUAUAUAAUCAGGCGUUGAGAAAAAUUGCAAAGUUUGUUAGGACAAAUAUUCUUCCUGGAGCAGUUGCAGAGGUUGGAUCGCUUUGUUGUGCAUGUGUACAUUCAAACCCAGAAGAGGCUGUUGCUUCUCUUGUUGAUCCAAUCUUGUCAUCUGUUAUAUCCUCUCUGAAAGGAACACCUGCUACAGGCUUUGGAGGGAGUGGGAUUCCUGAUGCUGAAGUUUCAAUAAAGGCAAAACCAACACUCUCUCCAGCUCUUGAAACGGCAAUCGAUUAUCAAUUGAAAAUAUUAUCAGUUUCCAUAAACUAUGGAGGUCCCGCUCUUCUUCGUUACAAGAAUCAGUUUAAAGAAGCUAUCUUGGCAGCUUUUGAAUCUCCCUCUUGGAAGGUUAAUGGAGCUGGUGAUCACCUCCUUCGAUCCCUCCUUGGAAGCCUGAUUGUUUAUUAUCCUACCGAUCAAUACAAGUGCAUUUCACGGCACCCAGCUGCUACGGCAUUAGAAGAAUGGAUCAGCACAAAAGAUUAUGAUAGUGAUGGACCAUUGAUGGCCCCCAAGUGGCAUGUUCCAAAUGCCGAUGAAGUUCAGUUUGCAAAUGAACUUUUGAACCUUCAUUUUCAUUCAGCUUUAGAUGACCUUUUGAAAAUAUGCCAAAAGAAAAUACAUUCUGAUGCAGGAAAUGAGAAAGAGCACUUGAAAGUGACUCUUUUGCGUAUUGAUUCUUCAUUGCAAGGUGUUUUAUCUUGCUUGCCUGAUUUCAGCCCAUCCUCCAGGAAUGGGAUUGUUGAAGAUACAAAUCAUACUUCUUUCUUGAUAGCCGGAGCAACUGGUUCAAGUGUUGGCAGUGCUGGACUGCGUGAAAAAGCUGCUGAGGUUAUACAUGCAGCUUGCAGAUAUAUGUUAGAGGAAAAAUCAGAUGACAGCAUUCUCUUGAUACUCAUUGUUCGUAUUAUGGAUGCUUUGGGAAACUUUGGAAGUUUGGAGUAUGAGGAGUGGUCGAAUCACAGGCAGGCUUGGAAGUUCGAAUCUGCUGCUAUUUCAGAACCUCCAAUGAAUUUUAUCGUGUCUUCUCAUUCUCAAGGAAAGAAAAGGCCCAGGUGGGCUCUUAUUGACAAGGCAUACUUGCAUAGUACUUGGAGGUCAUCACAAUCUUCCUAUCAUCGGUUUCGUUCAAUUGGGAACUUCUCUCCACCAGACCAUGCAAUUCUUUUGAUGGAUGAUCUGCUAAACCUUUCUUUGCAUAGAUAUGAAACUGUUCGUGCGCUUGCUGCAAAAUCUCUGCUGAAGAUGAUUAAGAGAUGGCCAUUGAUGAUUUCAAAAUGUGUGCUCUCACUUACUGAACACUUACGGAAUCCCAGCUCACCAGAAUAUGCAGUGCUGGGUUCUUGCACAGUCCUUUCUACGCAAACAGUUCUCAAGCAUUUGACAACAGAUGCAAAAGCAUUAUCUUUUUUUCUUCUUGGUAUUCUUUCAAGCUCGCAUCAUGAAUCACUGAAAGCUCAGAAAGCAAUCAACGAGCUUUUUGUUAUGUACAACAUCCACUUUUCGGGAGUGUCUAGAAGCAUUUUCAUGACAUCAGAUAAUCAAAUAGAUGGACCAAAUUUUACUGAUUUGGUUUCUCAGAUUGGAUCGAUGAGUUUUGAUUCUACUGGUUUGCAUUGGCGGUAUAACCUGAUGGCUAACAGAGUUCUGCUUUUGUUGGCUAUGGCUUCUAGAAAUGUUCCGAACUUUUCUUCUAAAAUCCUGAGUGAAACUGCUGGUCACUUUCUUAAAAAUUUAAAAAGUCAUCUUCCUCAAACAAGGUUGCUUGCAAUCUCAGCUCUAAAUACACUAUUAAAAGAAUCACCUUACAAACUCUCUGCUGAGGAUCAGUCUGCAGUAUCUGAGUUACAGACAAAUGUCAAAUCAUCUCUUGAGGGGGCAUUAAGUGAAAUUUUUCAGGAAGAAGGGUUCUUCAAUGAGACUAUGAAUAGCCUGUCUCAUGUUCAUGUAAUUACUGAUACUGAGAGCACAUCUUCCAGAGGAAGUCACGGGAAUUCUUUUAUCCAAAGCCUUGCAGACAAAUCAAUUACCCGUUUUUAUUUUGAUUUUUCAUCUUCAUGGCCACGUACUCCUAGUUGGAUCUCUCUAUUAGGAAGUGAUACAUUUUACUCCAAUUUUGCACGAAUCUUUAAGCGGCUCAUACAAGAAUGUGGCAUGCCUGUUUUACUAGCACUGAAAGAAACAUUGGAGGAGUUUGCAAAUGCUAAGGAAAGGUCUAAGCAGUGUGUUGCUGCUGAAGCGUUAGCUGGGGUGUUGCACUCUGAUGUCAAUGGUCUUUUAGGGGCUUGGGACAGCUGGAUAAUGGUUCAGUUGCAGAGUAUCAUUCUUUCUCAGUCAGUCGAAUCUAUUCCAGAGUGGGCAGCUUGCAUACGUUAUUCAGUUACAGGAAAAGGAAAAUAUGGUACACGAGUCCCUGUUCUGAGGAAACAAAUUUUGGACUGUUUGAUGGCACCUUUACCUCCAGCUGUAAAUACCACUGUUGUUGCAAAGCGCUACGCUUUUCUUUCAGCUGCACUCAUCGAAAUAUCCCCACAAAAGAUGCCAGUGGCUGAGAUAGAGCUUCAUAACAAACUUACAAAGGAGUUGUUGGAUAACAUGUGUCACUCAUCAGCCCAAGUAAGGGAAGCCAUAGGUGUUACCCUGUCUGUGUUGUGCACUAAUAUUCGUCUUCAGCUGUCAUCUGCUCAUGAUUAUUCAUGCGAAGGGGGCAAGGACAUUGACAACCAAUUGAAAGAGGAAAAGUGGGUUCUCAUUCUGACAGACCGAGCAUCUGAUGUAGUCACAAAUAUUCAGAAUACUAGCCCAGCAGACAACAUGGAGACUGCUGGGCAUAUAGCUCUUCAGAAUGGGUCUUUGAAUGGGGAUGCACAAGAUGAUGUCAAGUGGAUGGAAACGCUAUUUCAUUUUAUCAUCGCAACCUUGAAAGCUGGGAGAUCUUCUUAUUUACUGGAUGUUAUUGUGCAAUUUCUCUAUCCUGUACUUUCUUUGCAGGAAACAUCAAAUAAAGAUUUGUCAACACUGGCCAAGGCAUGUUUUGAAUUGCUGAAAUGGAGAAUUUUCUGGGCACCUCAUCUCCAGAGGGUUGUUUCUGUGAUUCUUUCUUCUGCCAAUGAUCCUAACUGGCGGACCCGAUCAGCUACUCUGACAUAUUUACGUACUUUUAUGUAUAGGCAUACUUUCAUCCUCUCAAAUGUGGAAAAACAACAAAUUUGGAGAACAAUUGAAAGUCUCCUGCGAGAUAAUCAAGUAAGGGAGCAUGCUGCAGCAGUUUUAGCAGGUCUAGUGAAGGGUGGGAAUGAAGAUCUUGCAAGAGACUUCCGUGAAAGAGCAUACUUGGAGGCGAAUACCAUCCAAAGGAAGAGAAAGCAGAGGAAUCUAAAAACUGGCCAAUCUGUAGCAUCAAUUCAUGGUGCAGUACUUGCUUUGGUGGCUUCUGUAUUGUCAGUUCCAUAUGAUAUGCCCAGUUGGUUGCCUGAGCAUGUUACUUUACUGGCUCGUUUUGGAGGAGAGCCAUCACCUGUGAAAUCUACUGUAACAAAAGCAAUUGCUGAGUUCCGACGGACUCAUGCGGAUACUUGGAGUGUCCAGAAAGAUUCAUUUACUGAAGAGCAACUUGAGGUUUUGGCUGAUACAUCCUCAUCGUCAUCAUAUUUUGCUUGA